CAUGGUCCGAUCAUCGUGAGCGUCGAUGCUGUCAGUGCGUGCCGGAAAGGUGUUGUAGACCAGAGGACCCGAAACAAAGAAAACAGCAGUGCAUCUCACAGAACGGCAUGAGCAAGAGGUAGAUCAUUAGUUACGAACGGCUCCAACGAGUUUCGUCAAACUCAGUCCAGAAGUACUCUCCCGCAAUGUUGCGAGACAAGAUUUUUCUGAUAUCAAAUAUCUGGUUAAUAGGACUUGCAUUACAAUGCCUUAUGGCUGCCGCACAUUCCUUCAGUCAUGUGUGCUACAUGAAUGCACCGUCAACUUCGCCGGAUACGUUGUCUAUAAACGAGGUGGAUGUGGACCUCUGCAGUCACAUUAUCAUGGGAUUCGCCACAUUGAACAGAAACUCCACUGUGAACUUGAAUCCCCUCGGUGGCUACAAGGAUCUUGCAACGUUUGCAGCUCUCCGCGAGCGCAAGUCCACGCUGAAGCUGAUGAUCUCUGUAAAAGGUGAUAGUAACAUUAAGGAAAUGCUGUGGGGUGCUUCCAGGAGGCAAAGGUUCGUUCAGUCUGUUGCGUCGACGCUGAGAGCGGCAAAUCUAAGCGGGGUGGACUUGGAUCUGAAGCUACCAAACAUCCUCUACGCCUUUAAAUACGUAAAGUUGCUGGAGGAAUUACAUAUGGAGUUGAAGAAAGACCCCAAGCAGCCUCUUCUGCUCUCAGUUGCUUUGCCAGCGAAAGUAUGGCUCCUAGGGGAAAUAUACCGUGUCCGCUCUCUCAAGCGGUGGGCCGAUUUCGUGAACCUGAUGACGUACGAAUUUAACACGUAUCACCGGCUCAAGCCCUGGGUGAAUCACAACAGCCCAUUAUAUCCUAGGUCUCCCGCACUUCCGUAUUUUCGCAGGCUCAACGUGGAAUUCAGCGCGCAACUUUGGGUGAAAAUGGGCUUGCCUAAGUCCAAGAUCAUGGUGGGCAUUCCAACCUUUGGUCUUUCGUGGGUGCUGCGUAACCCCGAUUCCUGGCAGAUCGGGUCCCCUGCCACAGGACGAGACAUGCGCAACGGUGGCUACGUCAGUUUUGCGGAUGUGUGCUCAUUAUUAAAAAACGGCACACAAAAGGAGUACGAUGACAAGGCCAUGGUACCAUACAUGCACAAAGGCAAGCUAUGGGUUAGCUAUGAUGACCACCAUAGCGUGGCAUUAAAGGGUUACACCUACCAUUUUUUUCCAUCGCUCGCUGCGUCGUCCUCAAUUUAAGUUGAUCCCUCUUUGUAAGACUCCAGGAUUUUCUGCUCCGUAGACGGAAUGGAUCUUCCUCAAUGGAUACGGAGGCACGAUGACGUACAACCUGAACUUCGAUGACUGGUCGGGAAAAUGUACGAAUAUAACGUUUCCUCUCCAAAGGACCAUAUAUAGCCACAGAUAUCGCAGACGUGAAUAUAUUAACAAAGCUGAAAAGUGAGAGGUUU
This is a messenger RNA of Rhipicephalus sanguineus (brown dog tick), 1450 nucleotides long. RefSeq names its product acidic mammalian chitinase. Gene Ontology annotation, molecular function: chitinase activity; chitin binding. Lineage: Eukaryota; Metazoa; Arthropoda; Arachnida; Ixodida; Ixodidae. Gene Ontology annotation, biological process: chitin catabolic process; carbohydrate metabolic process. Gene Ontology annotation, cellular component: extracellular region. The record is from RefSeq and is a predicted model, not a curated record. Bases 186 to 1238 code for a protein of 350 amino acids. The transcript has 10 exons.